Molecule: messenger RNA, 773 nt
Organism: Bicyclus anynana (squinting bush brown)
Lineage: Eukaryota; Metazoa; Arthropoda; Insecta; Lepidoptera; Nymphalidae
Exons: 2
Coding region: 177-596 (139 amino acids)
Source: RefSeq, a predicted model, not a curated record
AAAAGUACACACAUCUCCCAGACUUGACACACGACUGGAUAUAAAUAACUCGGGAAUCACGGUCGUGUAGCACGGUUACGAAAUUACCUAAAUGUGCAUUACACGCCGAAUGGGUGUCGGAAGCAUAUGUUUUUUGGACAAAUUGUUGUGGUUUUUUUUGUUUUUAAAUCGUCAACAUGAGCUUAGAGAGGAGAUCUUGUACGGGAUCAGCUCCUCAUGUCACUAAAAGGCUGUGUGCGACGCUGGUGUUUUUUAUCGGUGUUAUUUGUGUUUUUGGAGGCUAUUUACUAGGACGCAUGGCCCGGAACGAGGUGAGGCGGAGCAGCGACAUCGUGCCCAUUAAUCUCACUAUCGCAGCCGAAAUACUGUACAAAAAGGCCAAUCGCGUAUCACCCAAAGCGGUGCACCACAAUAAUCCAGAAAAAAUAACCGCCAAAUUGUUGGACGCAUUCCACUGCACCGCGCACGAAUGUGGCGUGCACGGCAUUACAAAUAACAAUGUCGCAGAUUUCGUUAAAACUUCAAUACAUUACCACGUUACUAAAUUGAUAAGGUCAAUUAAUAACGCGUCCGUUUAUUUGGACUCGUUAAGAUGACAUUGGUCGUUCAGUCCACCUUGCUAAAUGUUUAAUUGUUACAUUUCGUACUCCACGGAGAGGACGUCUGAUAACGAUACUAUUGGAAGAUGGGACUAAUUAGGUUAAACAGUUUUUUUUGUAAUUAUAUUAUUUUAUAUAUAAUAUUUUUAAAUUAAAUAUAACAAUUUCUUAUUA